Molecule: messenger RNA, 1646 nt
Organism: Heterocephalus glaber (naked mole-rat)
Lineage: Eukaryota; Metazoa; Chordata; Mammalia; Rodentia; Bathyergidae
Source: RefSeq, a predicted model, not a curated record
AAAACUGUUCUGUGAAAGAAAUAGGAGCCUUAAGGCCCACCAGAUAUCGAAACUAGCAUUACCUUCCUUUUCCUUUUUAACUGUGUCCCCAGGUGAAAGAGACAUAGAGAUUGAUGAUAUGCAGAAAUUAAAAGUGGUGGAAAACUUCAUCUAUGAGAGCAUGCGAUACCAGCCUGUGGUGGCCUUGGUCAUGCGCAAGGCCUUAGAAGAUGAUGUCAUUGACGGCUACCCAGUGAAGAAAGGAACCAACAUUAUCCUGAAUAUUGGAAGAAUGCAUAGACUGGAGUUUUUCUCCAAGCCCAAUGAAUUUAGUCUUGAAAACUUUGAGAAGAAUGUUCCUUACAGGUAUUUUCAGCCAUUUGGCUUUGGGCCCCGUAGCUGUGCAGGAAAAUACAUAGCCAUGGUGAUGAUGAAAGUCGUCCUGGUGACACUUCUGAGACGAUUCCAUGUGAAGACAUCACAAGAAGGGUGUGUGGAAAGCAUACAGAAAACAAAUGACCUGGCCACACACCCAAAUGAGAUGGAUGACCUGCCGAAAAUGAUUUUUACCCCAAGAAAUUCAGAGAAGUGACUCAAACCCUAAAGAAGGCUGGUCAGUACCUAAUCCGGAGCAUGUCUCAUCAGUUCACAUAGGAACUAUCAUUGUUCAGGUGGUGUCAUCCUCACAGUGAACACUCUAGACCCAAGAUGUUACAUAUGCCUACCACCUAUGGCACGUCAGCAUGACGAUAACCUUCCUUCAACCUUCUACCCUUGUCCAAACCAGAGAACCCAGGUGCAAGAGAAAGGAGUUUGUGGGAGAAACGGUCAGUGAAAACAAUGCAGCACUAAACGAUAAUCUCCACAUGUGCUUAGGGAAGAAGAGGACAUCAGCAAAACCUAUAUGUUUCCUGCUGGAUCUCCAUUGCCCUCACCAAUGUCUGAGCACUUGGGGCCUAACAUGCCUGCUGGGGCAGAUGAAGGAGCUUCCACUUGUUUUUUGGUGGCCAGGAUGGCAACGUUCAUAUCCUCUGAUUACUCAGAAAUUCAGCAUUUGACUUUUCCCAAGAGUUAUGUCCAGUCACCUCAUACGUGUCCACAUGUGAUCUUUCUGUGAUAAAAGUCAAGUCCCUUUAGUCUCUCAAUUCAUGCCUCAAACGCUCGCCACUGCAAAAGUAGGUAUAGAUUUGGGUAACACAAGCAAACUUAGUGACAGCCAGAAAAAAACAAGACUAGGACUCUAUAUGCAUUAGGGGAAAACAAAACACAAUGUACUUCAAAUUCAACAAAAAUCCUUUUUGUGUUUGCACUGUUGCUUAGCUGCAUUAGUGUGGCUAAGACAUGGCUUUCGAGAGUGACAUCACUCUUACAUGGCCUCAGUGGUUUCAGGAGGCAAAGUCAUGUAAAUCCGUGUCUGCAGCUACAGCCCAGUAUAUUCUGCCUUCUAAGGAGUGCUGCUCUCUCUUGUUAUCCUUCUCCCUUGACAGUGUCUCCUACCCUUUCUUUCCAUGGCCCCAAAAGUUAUGGUCAAAAGAUCAGUAGAACCCCUGCACAUCAUUUCUUAAAUCCUACCUCUGAUUUUUACAGAUUUAACAAGUAUUCAAUCUAUUCAAUCAUUGUAUGUAGCCAUGGAUAAAAUGGACACCUUGGAAUUAGCUCUCUAGAAG